AUGGGGGAAGAAGAAACAGUCUGGACAAUGAUAGCAAAACAUAGGGGUUUGCUUCGAAUAAAGACAUUCAUGUCGCUUGCUGGACGAGAUAUUCUGCUAACCAAUAGCACCAAAAGACACUUGGACACCAAUGCGAGAUACAAGAAGAUAUGCGAGGAUGCAUGGGAGGAUGUCAACCACGUACUAGAUGACUGUCUUGUGUUCUUACGUAAUUCUGAGCCGAAGUUUCACUGUCUUUGCGCAGUUCUCUCUGAGUAUAAAUUAGCUUCCGGACAGCAUGCUAACUUCUCCAAGUCUAGUGCAUAUUUCAGCCCUCAUACUCGGACGAAUCGGCAUGUGACCCUCUGUUCAAUUGUUGGAAUUCAAGCAGUGGAUGAUCCACGAUUUUACCUAGGAUUUUCAAUGUUAAUUGGCCAAAACAAGAACAUGGCCUUUUCUUUUCUUCGUGAUCGGGUGAUAUCAUGUGUUAGGGGUUGGGCAAAGAAUCUCCUUUCAUACGGCAAUAGAGAGAUAUUUAUUAAAGUUGUGGGGCAAGCAAUACUGACAUAUUGUAUGGGAUGCUUCCUGUUACCGGGCAGUCUCAUUAACGGCAUUACAGGGUCGCUUCGUGAUUUCUGGUGGUCGGGUAAGUUAGAUAUGCAAGGGUGGCCUUUACUCUCAUGGGAAUCCAUAUGUAAAUCAAAAAGGCUCAGGGGUUUGCGUCUACGGGAUCUGCUCACUUUCAAUAUCGCUAUUUCGGGUAACCGGAUUUGGAGACUGGACUCGAAUCCUUCUAGUCUUGUCUCACGGGUUUUAGCGGCAAAAUAUUACCCAUCGGGAGAUCUAUUUGCAGCAACUCUUGGUCAACACCCAUCCUUAGCUUGGCGAAGAAUUUAUCAGGCUUUGUGUGCUCUUCGAGAAGGUUUCCAUUGGAGAAUAGCCAUUAACAGUGCAGUUCAAAUUCAUCGACAAUCAUGUGGUGGUUCACGUCCAGUUGUUCUUCAUGAUUAUUAUGUUGAUCUUACUUCAAACCCGGUUCGAUGUGGUGAUUUUAUGGAAAUAGAUGCGCCGAAUUGGAAUGUCCAGCUAGUUCACCAGGUAUUCUCUGAUUUUGAUGCAGCUUCUGUGCUUCAAUGCCCGAUUGCUCCGGUUCACGUAGAUAUUCCCCUCCCCAAGGUUCGUUUAUUUGGAUGGUGUCUUGCUCAUGAGGCUCUACCAGUUCGUGCUCGUAUAUCCUUGGUCGGUCUUUGCAAUAGAAUAUGUUCGAUGUGUGGUAAUCAAAUAGAAACUGUUCUUCAUGUUGUUCGGGAUUGUUCUACUGUGAGUUCUAUUUUGCAAGAUGUUGGAUUUGACUUCUCACGCUUACCUGCUUCGAUGUCUUCCUGUGGCGACUGGUUUGAGUCGUUAAGGAGUAUCUUCUCUUCGUCUCAAUUUGCUGGUUUUCUCGUUUUGCUUUACUUCCUUUGGCAGCGACGUAACACCUUUGUUCAUGAGGUUUUUUUAGCGCCUAGAUGGUCUCUUCUUCAUGAAAGCACGACUUUGCAACAAUCUUAUUUGUCAGCUUUGUCCCAUCUGUCGUGUAACCAUGCUAGCAGCAGCUCAAGAUGGUGUAAACCGGGCCCUGGUGUAAUUAAGAUAAACAUUGACGGUGCUUGUCCGGGAAGUCCGGCUAUUCCGGCUUUGGGAGUGGUUGUUCGUGAUGCUAAUGGCUUGGUUGUCUCUGGGUUUUAUCGUCCCAUUCAAGUCUUGAAUGAUCCAGCCAUUGUAGAAGCUCAUGCGUUAGUGGCGGGAAUUCGAUGUGCUUCGGAGUUUCCGACUGGAGACAUUAUUGUGGAAAGUGAUUCAAGAAACUUGGUUGCUCAACUCUUAUCACAGCAUAUUGAUCUUUCUCUAGCUUGCUUUCAUCUUGUAGUUGCCCGUUAA
This is a messenger RNA of Hibiscus syriacus, 1902 nucleotides long. RefSeq lists its product as uncharacterized. The record is from RefSeq and is a predicted model, not a curated record. NCBI's taxonomy places the organism in Eukaryota, Viridiplantae, Streptophyta, Magnoliopsida, Malvales, Malvaceae. The coding region runs from base 1 to 1902 and encodes 633 amino acids. The transcript has 3 exons. Gene Ontology annotation, molecular function: nucleic acid binding; RNA-DNA hybrid ribonuclease activity.